Ictalurus punctatus (channel catfish) is the source of this 1901-nucleotide messenger RNA. RefSeq lists its product as uncharacterized. Bases 118 to 786 code for a protein of 222 amino acids. NCBI's taxonomy places the organism in Eukaryota, Metazoa, Chordata, Actinopteri, Siluriformes, Ictaluridae. The record is from RefSeq and is a predicted model, not a curated record. The transcript has 3 exons.
GGCCGAAUUUGAAAUGUCUCUCUGUUUCUUAUAGGAAGUGCUGUAUAUGGAGUAAUGGCGAAUACACGCGACGGUUCUACUAGAAGGGCUUUGUUUAUGCGCGCUAUGUAGUGCACUAUGAAUCCAACAGAAAGCUAUUUGGGAUUUGACCAUUAUCCGGCAUUGAUGGACGUUGUACACGAGUUGAUCCCACUGUCUGCAAACAUCAUUCUGUCACUCUCGGCUCUGCCUGCUGCUUUUCACCUGUUCAGGGACCACCGAGCUCCCUCAGUGGGUUUUUUCCUGAUUGCCUGCUCUUCAUUUCUGGCUGUUAUCCCUCUGCCCCCAGCUCUGUCACAAGUCCAGAGAGAUCUCGAGUGGGCAGGCGAGAUACUGGGCCCGUCCCUGUCUGCCUUCAGCUUUUUGUGGCUCAGUGAAGAUCGUUGGACUGCCCAUGUACUCCUGAUUGGUACAGCGCUUCUUCCGAUGCUCUCCGAUUGGCUGUCGGAGGACGGCUUGGUGAUCAUGACGCGCUGUGUGUCCUUAUCAGCAUUCUCGUGUGCUCUGACAGUGUGCAUGUUUGCUGCCAGUGGGACUGGUGUGGUGGGCAGUGUGGCCCUCAGCCUUCCUGCUCUUGUGGCCCCCAGGGUCGGAGCUGGCAGCAUGACCUCGCUGAUAUCUUCACAGGGUGCCAGAGGACUAUUGGGGUGGAGUCUGAAAGUCAUCAUGGCUGUUGGGUGCUGGACAACGAAGUCAGCUUUAAAUACAUUCCUCCAGGAUUUGAAGGGCUGGGACCGAACCCUAUGAGUUACCACAACUGGUAAAAUGUUUCUUGAAGCUCUUAAACUGAUUUUGUUUUACAUUACAGUGUGACUCCACAGUGUGCUGCUGUUGCUGUAUACCUCAUAGGACACAGUGAGUUUGCUGGCUGAAACUGUUGCUUACUGAAGCGAUAUUUAUAUACUUGCUACAGCUCAUUUCUCCAUAUCAGCCUUGAUAAUAUAUCAGCUGUCAUCAGGGUAAGUCAACUAGGGCUGAGGAAGGAAUCACAUUCAAAUUUUCAUAUUUAUGUAUUCAAAUGUAUUCAAAAAGUUUGGCCGAAAGGAAGAAAUAACUGCAUAUAACUGAUGAUCGUGUAAUUAAUUUUCAUAAAUUUACUCAUUAAUAUUUUUUUAAAGUGCCUUAAAAGUAAUAUUACUUGUAAGCAUAUAAACAUUUACAACAAUCACUGUUUUUCAACAGUAGCAUCACAAAUUGUGUUCUAUUGCGCAUACAGUGCACUAAGUUGGUUCUUGGUAUACUCUAUAUGAGUGAGCAUAAAUAGUGUACACAAUGCCAUUUGGGAUUGUGCCUAGACAGCAUAAUGCCUUAUAUUAAUUUUGCUUGUAAUGCCUUAUUUUCAUCCUGGGUUCUCUAACUCAACAACUUCCACAACAAGAAUAAACCAUUCAAACUGGGGAAUAAAUCAUAAUCUUACCUGUUCAACAAAAAAAAAUCAGUCCUGAAUUCUUUUCCCUCAUGUAUUGUACUUUAACCAUCUCACACCUGGUUGGCUGCACCUCCUGUCUGUCACUGUGUAGUUUCACUUCUUAUAACAUUUGAUGUAUCUGAGCUAGCGUCUGUAUGCAAAUUUCCGCCAAACCUGACCUCCUGACACAGCACUGCAAAUUACUUUUACAGGAUUGUCAAGGUGGACCUUAUUAGAAAGUGUUUUUUUUUCUCCCAUGACUCUUGAGUUUUUUCUUGACAAAGAUAAACUGUGUACUGUAGCUUUAAGUAAAAAAGGCUUAAAACUCUUUAUUUCUGACUGACCUGGAAUCGUGUUGAUGUAAUGAAGUGUUUGAGACUGAGCUGCUAAUGUUAAAAGUCUUGAGGACUUGUAACAAAUUCUUAAUAAAAUUAUGAAUAAAUAAAUGAAAGAA